CUCGGGCCCCGGGUCCUCGGGGCGCGGGGUCUGCGGCGGGGCGGUGCCCGGCCAGCCAUGAGCGCCCCGGCGGCCGCCCGCAAGGGCUUUUACCGCCAGGAGGUGACCAAGACGGCCUGGGAGGUGCGCGUCGUGUACCAGGACCUGCAGCCCGUGGGCUCGGGCGCCUACGGCGCCGUGUGCUCGGCGGUGGACACCCGCACCGGGGCCAAGGUGGCCAUCAAGAAGCUGUACCGGCCCUUCCAGUCCGAGCUGUUCGCCAAGCGCGCCUACCGCGAGCUGCGCCUGCUCAAGCACAUGCGCCACGACAACGUGAUUGGGCUGCUGGACGUGUUCACGCCCGAUGAGACCCUGGAUGAUUUUACAGACUUUUACCUGGUGAUGCCGUUCAUGGGCACCGACCUGGGAAAGCUCAUGAAGCACGAGAAGCUGAGUGACGACCGAAUCCAGUUCCUUGUCUACCAGAUGCUGAAGGGGCUGAAGUACAUCCAUGCUGCUGGCGUCAUCCACAGGGACCUGAAGCCUGGCAACCUGGUGGUGAAUGAGGACUGUGAGCUGAAGAUCCUGGACUUCGGCCUGGCCAGACAGGCCGACAGCGAGAUGACUGGGUACGUGGUGACGCGCUGGUACCGGGCACCUGAGGUCAUCUUGAAUUGGAUGCACUACACGCAGACGGUGGACAUCUGGUCAGUGGGCUGCAUCAUGGCCGAGAUGAUCACAGGGAAGACGCUCUUCAGAGGCAGUGACCACCUGGACCAGCUGAAGGAGAUCAUGAAGGUGACGGGGACGCCCCCCGAGGAGUUCGUGCAGAGGCUGCAGAGUGCGGAUGCCAAGAAUUACAUGAAGGGUCUCCCUGAGCUGGAGAAAAAGGAUUUUGCCUCCGUCCUGACCAACGCGAGCCCUCUGGCGGUGAACCUCCUGGAGAAAAUGCUGGUGCUGGAUGCAGAGCGGCGGGUGACGGCGGCCGAGGCGUUGACCCACCCCUACUUCGAGUCGCUGCAGGACACGGAGGAUGAGCCCAAGGCCCAGAAGUAUGACGAGUCCUUUGAUGACGUGGAUCGCACGCUGGACGAGUGGAAGCGUGUCACGUAUAAAGAGGUGCUCAGCUUCAAGCCUCCCCAGCAGCUGGGGACCAAGGUCUCCAAGGAAACGGCCCUGUGAAGACCCCUGGAACCUGGCUGGGGCUUCCCCCUGGAAGGGCCAUCCUGGUUUCCCCUGUGGCUUUGGCUGGGGCUCGCGUCCUGGGAGUGCCCUCGUUCCCUGGAGCCCCUCCCACAAGCUUGUUCUCCUGCUCUCAGGCCCCACCUCAGCCUCUCCUUGGAGGAGCACCUGGCCUUUUUGGACGGGAUGCCCACCUGACCUGGGGCUGGCCUCUGGCCCCCUGAGCAGUGGUCCGCUCCUCCAGGGUGCAGCAAGAAGCCUCGGAGCCUGUGGUGGGGGAGGGGUUUAGGGUCGAGGCCUGGCUUCUGCCAUUGCUGAGAGGAAGGACAGGGAGGGCACAGGUGAUGACUCAGGGACACCUCUGCAUCCCCAGCCUGGAAUGUACAUCGGCCACGUGGCGUGGCCACUCGGCUGGAGGAAAUAAACCCUUUCUCUCUCCUG
Messenger RNA from Phacochoerus africanus (Common warthog), 1602 nucleotides. It is a transcript of the gene MAPK12, whose product is annotated as mitogen-activated protein kinase 12. Bases 58 to 1161 code for a protein of 367 amino acids. The transcript is spliced from 12 exons. Gene Ontology annotation, cellular component: cytoplasm; nucleus. Gene Ontology annotation, biological process: protein phosphorylation; MAPK cascade. NCBI's taxonomy places the organism in Eukaryota, Metazoa, Chordata, Mammalia, Artiodactyla, Suidae. Gene Ontology annotation, molecular function: MAP kinase activity; ATP binding. The record is from RefSeq and is a predicted model, not a curated record.